Messenger RNA from Leptinotarsa decemlineata (Colorado potato beetle), 428 nucleotides. RefSeq names its product Ribosomal protein L14 (gene RpL14). Lineage: Eukaryota; Metazoa; Arthropoda; Insecta; Coleoptera; Chrysomelidae. Gene Ontology annotation, cellular component: ribosome; cytosolic large ribosomal subunit. Gene Ontology annotation, molecular function: structural constituent of ribosome; RNA binding. The record is from RefSeq and is a predicted model, not a curated record. Gene Ontology annotation, biological process: ribosomal large subunit biogenesis; translation.
CUGGUCAAAUAAAUCUGCGCUGUCAAGUCAAAUGUACAUGUCAAUUUAAAGUCGUUUCCGGAAGAGACGUACGUCACUCUUUUUAAGAUUGUUUAAGCAUGCCUUUCAAGAGGUUUGUAGAAACGGGCCGCGUAGCCGUCGUCUCAGAUGGCCCUAACAAGGGCAAACUUGUGAGCAUUGUGGACGUUAUUGACCAAACCAGAGUUUUGGUUGAUGGACCAGAAAGCAAUGUACCAAGAGGUCAAAUCAGGCUCAACCAGCUGCAUUUAACAAAGUUUCGCAUCAAAUUCCCUUACACUGCAUCGACAAGGGUUGUCCGUAAAGCAUGGAACGAUUCUAAAAUAAACGAAAAGUGGGACGAGUCUGUUUGGGCGAAAAAGGUUGCCGCUAAAGAAAAGGUACGUACAAGUUUUCAUUUUCUAAAUUGA